GACCUGAAGGGGAGAGGACGUCAUGUGAUAUUAGUAUUAGAGAAAACGGGAUGUCGCUCUCCACUACACGAAAGAAAACGGGAGGAGAGACAUAAAUAAACGGGGUAACAAUUAUAGAUAUUUUCUUAUACAAACAAACAAGCAAACAAACAAGAAAAUAAGCGAUGUCUGUGAUAUAAGAAUAAGUAAUAAGAAAGAAUAAAUAAGAAUCAGUGAAAAUAAGAAAGAAGGAAUAAGAAAGGAAGAAAAAGAUAAUUGAAACUGCUUAUUAUGUGUUCUGAGAAAGGAGAAAAAGUUUAAGUAUUUGUAUAUAAGUAAAAAAAAAGUAGUAGUUGUAGUAGUAGUAGUAGUGACACUCAGAUACUGGAAAAGAAAUUAAAAGUAAAGAAACAGAAGACAAAAUAGUGAAAGGAAUAUAAAGAAAUAAAAAGAAAGGAAGAAAGAAAGAAGAAGAGGAAGAAAAGGAAGGAGAGAGUGAAGACAAACAUACAGAAGACAGAAACAAGACAAAAAAGUGAAAGGAAAACAAAGAGAAAGAGAAUAGGGAAGAGAAAGGAAGAAAAAUAAAGAAGGGAGAGAGAGAUAACAACCAAACAAGACAAACAAGGAAACGAGAAAGUAUAAGUAAAGAGUCCAUAGAAGAAAAAGGAAGAAAGAAGGAAGAAAAAUAAAGAAGAGAAGGAGUAAAUUGGAGUAGGAGAACACACAACCACGACUACAAUCUCUCUCUGUAAGUCGAUACAUUCAUAAACUCUUAAAAUUCAUUACAAAACAAGCCAAAAAUAAACGAUAGAAGAAAAAGAAAGAAAGAAGGAAGAGAAGAAAGAAGAGAGACCAAAGAGAAGGAAUAAAGAGGAGGAGGAGAACACACAACCACCAUCAUUUUUCUCUGUGUGUGUAGGGGUGCCUCCUCUACCCACAAGUCCUGAUGCACCGGCGGUCACAGAGCCACCCUCUCACCCCGCCCACGCCACCCCCCGCUCACAAGGCAGGGGGGCGGCGUGGGCGGGGGGGGCGGGUGGCGGUGUGGGCGUGGGCGUGGUGGCUCGGGGUGCUGAGUCUGAGUAAGCUGACCCUCGCUAUCGUGCCUGUCUUCUACGAGUCGGCGAGGAUGUCAGCGCUGAGGUUACCCGUUAGCACGGAGCCCGGGGAGUUGAUUUACCAGCUACGGGCCCAGUACUCAGAUGUGCGCGUCCCCCUGUUAUUCAGCGUGCACGGGCAGGACAGCGACGUCAUCACAAUCAACUCAAACGAGGACUAUGGACUCGUGUAUUUGAGGGAGCGAUUAUCAACCAGGAGGAACUACACUUUUAUACUGACGGUGCAGACGGAGGGAGCAACAGACGGCGUGGUUGACGGUCUAACAGAGGUCCCCGCCUGGAUCAUACCGACGGAAGGAAGGACCCCGACGUCUGAUAUCUUCCUCAAACACACCUCGGCUAGUCUUGUCCCUGAGGACGCGAAGGUUGGUCAUUUCGUCACGUCGGUCAUUGUGAAGAAGAAGACGGACGGGCCAGCAGUCAGCUUCAUGUUACUGGGAGACACAACCAAGCUCUUCAAGGUCUCCGCCAGGCUUAACUCGGCCGAUAGCUGGAGGGCGGAGGUGCUUCUUCAGGGAAAACUUGACUACGAGAAGAGAAACUUACACGCCAUCCAAGUCUGCGCGAAGAACCCGUACACCGACGAGAAGUUCGACAGCCGUAACAUCGUGUGCGUGAGCGUGAGCGUGCUGGUGGAGGACCGUCAGGACCUGCCGCCCCUCUUCCUGUACGCCCCGCCCAUCACCAGGAUCACCAGCGACAACUUGAAGGACGAUGAGCUGGUGAGGGUGCGGGCUGUUGACGGUGACCAGGGUGAACCCAGGGAGAUUCGGUACACCCUGCAGGCUACAUCUUCUCAGUAUGCGUCCUUCUUUGCUAUCAACCCCACGACAGGCUCCAUCACGCUUCAGAACACCGUCAACCGUCUUCUGGAGGCCAUGGUGACCUUCGAGCCCAUCUUGGUAACAGUGACGGCGGUGGAGAUGGAGGAGCAGCGAACACGUGCCCCGCGGGAGUCUUACGCCACCUCCGUCGAGAUCGCCUUCGUUAUCAUGGACUCCGACAUGAUGAUACCCAAAUUCACCUACCAGCAGUACGUGGGCGAGGUGCGGGAGAACAGUCAGCCCGGGACAGCCGUGGCUUUCCCCGAGACCGGCUUUCUGAAGGAGGGUCUGAAGGGGGUAUUCGCGCUAAGACUGGAAGGCGACGAGGGGGUCUUCGCGGUCGAGCCCAGCGUGGUGCGGGACAGCGGGGAGAUAAGCAUUAAAGUGAAGAACACGGCGCUGCUGGACUAUGAGGAGAGGCCUUACGUGGAGUUUGAGCUCAUCGCGCGGCAGGUGUCAGGGUCGGGCCAGGCUUCCAGCAGCGCCCAGAUCCGAGUUAACCUCAUCGACCUGAACGACAACCCUCCAGUCUUCAGCCAAUCUGUUUACCAGACCGAGAUAUACGAAAACAUCACCGCCGGAGCCUCCAUUAUAAAAGUCGUGGCCCGGGACGCUGACCAGGGACCAUUUGGCGCCAUCAAGUACACUCGGCUCAGCGGGGAUAUGGCGGACCGUCUCGAUCUGAACGCCUACUCGGGGCUGAUCACCAGGAACUCCGACGUGCUCUCCUUCGACCGGGAGAGGAAGCCAGAGAUUCACCUAACCGUGGAGGCAGCGGACCACAACGGCGUCGGUAACACAGCCAUGGCGCGCGUGGUGUUGGUGCUGCUAGACGUGAACGAUGAGGCGCCGGUCUUCCAGCACACCGUCUACCAGGGCGUGAUGAAGCCGGACCAGACGGGGCUCAGGUCACCCAUACAGGUCCAGGCCGUGGACAGGGACGCCGAGGAACCCAACAACCAGGUUCGCUACGGGCUUGAACCCUCGGCCUUCUCCACCUACUUCAGCGUGGACACUUUGACGGGGGAGCUGAGGGUGGUCAAGGCACUUUCCUACCCCCAGGUCUCCUCCAUCAGUGACUCACGUCCGGAGAGGACUUACGAGGAGGAAAUCAUCCAACUCAACGUCAUCGCCUUUGACCUUGGGACGCCCCAGCUGACCACAACCGUCCCUGUACAAAUCUUCCGCGAGGAGUUUGUGGAGCGGUUCAUCACGUUCAUCUACCCGAGGCCCAAGAUAGAGGUGGAGUUGAAGAGGGCCGACAUUGAGGGCAUGUUGCGUACACUGACGGGAGGCAACGCGCAGAUCCGAACUGUUGAGCAUUUCACCAACCAGGACACAUCGAGGUUCCCAGACUCCCACUCCGCCGAGCCUGUCAAGAGCAUCGUGACGGCGCUGGUCCGCAACAAUGUCAACACGGUGGUGGACAUCGAGAAGAUCCUGAAGCAACUCAACAACACGCAGCCCGUCGCCUGCAAGCUGGAGGGCGUGCAGCUCUCCAGCGUGCAGGGCGAGCGAGACUCCUACCUGGCGGGCGUGGUGAUACUGUGCGUGCUGCUGGCGCUCGUCAUCCUGCUCAUCAUCCUCUGCUACAUGUGGUCCAUCUGCCCGCUCUACCGCGUCAGGAAGAGCCGCAAGGUGGUGGCCGAGGAGGGCGGGCCGGACAGCGAGCGGGUGUCGUACAUCCGCGUGGACGAGCGCGGCGGCUACCGCGGCUACGAGGAGGAGCGCACCUGGUGGGACUACCUGCCGGCGUGCUGCACGGACGCCGCGCUGUACCUGGGCGUGACGCCGCCCAAGCGUGGCGGCGGGCGCCUGGCCUGGAGCGGCGACGAGCGGCAGCGCUACUGGCAGUUCGGCGGCGGCGGCGAGGGCGUGGCCGUGGACGAGCGAGUGGCGGCGCGGCGGCCCGGCGGCCGCGGCGACCUGCUGCUGCUGGAGGACCUGGACGAGGCUCGCCUGCAGCAGCAGCAGGUGGCGGCCGGCGGGGCGGGACGCAUGCUGCGGGUGGACUCCCGCAACUCCUUCACGUCCCAGGACCCGCGCCGCUCCUUCAUCCUGCGGGACGCGCGCGGCCACCCGCGCCUGGCGGAGACGGUGCGGGAGGGCGAGCACUACCUGAUGGAGGAUGUGGACGGCUCCCCGCGCGGCCUGCGCCCGGACGACCCGCGGCUGCGGCUUGAGGACCCACGCACGCUGCGGGUGGAGGAGCCGCGCCCCGCGCCACCGCCCGCGCCUCCCGAUGAGGAGGGUUACGCGCGGCAGGGAAACGGGGAGGACCUCCGACUUCACGCCAGCCCGCCCGGCGCCGCGCCCCGCGAUGACGGGGCCGCGGGCCGGAGGGGCCGCCCACCCAGGCGGGCUGGCGGGGGGCCGGGGGGGAGGACGACGGAGGGGACGAGGCGCCUCAGGCACGAGGACGCGGGGGGCGGGGAAGGGGGGGGCGGGGGCGGCGGGGCCAGCCCCCCCCUAGCAGACGUCAUGAUCCAGACGGAGGUUCCGGGGGCCGCGGGGCCCGGAGGGGCGCCCGCCGUGCCCCGCCUCCGCAUCAGGACGCCCAUCCUGGAGGAAACGAGCAGCCUGCUGGAGGCCGAGGGCUUGUCGAGACGCGAGACGCAGCGGUACAGGCGCCCAGCCCGCCAGGGGGAGGCUGGGGCUGGGGGGGAGGAUGGGGAGGAGGGGGAGAGCCCCGAGGACUGGGAUUCCGGCUCGGCGGGGGCUGGAGGGGGCCGGCGCGCUAUCAGAUUAUCCCAGCCGGCCAACUCCUUGUACCAGCACAACAAGGCGUCCAUUAUGCGCUUCGAGACCAACAAGGCGCGGCUUGGGGAGGGCGCGGCCCAGGAGGCGCCCGCGCCGCGCCGCGCCGCGUCUACCUCAGCACCGGAGGGACGGCGAUCCUCCAGCCUGGACGGCCGCCGGGGUGGGGGGGAGGGGGGGCGGCGGGCCCCGGGCUCUGGCCCGCCUGGCCUGACGCGGCGCGGCUCGCUGCCCUCCCUGGCGCUGGAGACAACCGGCCUGGAGCGGGAGGCGGCGGCGCGCCGCUCACACCCCCGCCGCCACCACGACCUGCCCGCCGCCGACGGUAGGUCGAGGCACUCCUCCGAGGACGACGCCGACUCCGAGCCGGAUGCCUCGGGGGGGCGCCGCUCCCGGCCCCGUGCCAACGCGCGGUACAUGGAGUGGUACGAGCGGGCGCGGAGCCACGACCCGCGCCACGCCCCUCGGGACGACGCACGCCACCACGACGACCCGCGCUACCAGGACGACCCGGCCUACCCGGACCCCAGGUACCCCGAUCCCCGCUAUGCGGACCCGAGGUACCCGGACCCCAGGUACCCGGACCCGAGGUACCCGGACCCCAGGUACGCGGACCCACGGUAUCCAGACCCACGGUACGCGGACCCCAGGUACGACCCCAGGUACCCGGCAGACCCCAGGUACGGCGACCCCCGGUACGCGGACCCCAGAUACCAGGACCCGAGGUACGCGGCAGACCCCCGCUACGGCGACCCCCGGUACGCCGACCCCCACUACAGCGACCCGCGCCUGCACCAGGAGCUGCACCUGCAGGACCCGCGGCUACAAGCCCCGGGCCAGCAGGACGCGCCGCGCCAGCAGGAGGCGCUGCAGCAGGCGGCGCCGGGCGCGGAACCGCGCUUCGAGUCGCCGCGGCUGCCCGAGGCUGAGGCACGGCUGCUGCAGCAGGAGUUCGUGGCGCCCGCGCCGCCCGAGGAGCCGCGGCCGCGCGUGCCCGAGGCGCGGGAGGCGGCGGAGGGCUCCGAGGAAGCGCCGGCGGUUCCCACUGAGGCCCCUGCGCCCACUCAUGCGCCCCAGGCCCCGGACGGCAAGACGCAGGAGGGGGCGGACGCCGAGCUGCGGGCGCUGCUGGAGGAGGAGGGCGGCACUGGGGGCGCGGGCACGCCUGAGGGCGCGGGGGGUCGGGCGCGGCGGCCCCGCAACCCCCUGAUGGAGAAGAAGAGCAUCUUCACCAUCGCCUACGACGACAUGCGAACCAGGAACCUGCGCCCGGAGAGUGCCGGCCAGGACGCGCCCUAGGGCGUGUGUGUGUGUGUGUGUGUGUGUGUGUGUGUGUGUGUGUGUGUGUGUGUGUGUGUGUGUGUCCACUCUCCCUUCUUCCGUCCCUACCUUUUCCAUUUCCUCCUGUCUUCCCGUCCUUCCUCUCGUUCCUUCCUCCUCCUCCUCCUCCUCUCUUCCUCGCACCAUUCCUUUCUUCUCCUCCUCUUCCUUUCUUUUUUUCGAUGUUUAUUUAUCCAUUCUCUCUUCCUUUCCUCCAUAUUUCCUUUCCUACCCUUUUUUUUAUCUCAUCGCCAUAUUCUCUCUCUCUCUCUCUCUCUCUCUCUCUCUCUCUCUCUCUCUCUCUCUCUCUCUCUCUCUCUCUCUCUC
This is a messenger RNA of Eriocheir sinensis (Chinese mitten crab), 6328 nucleotides long. Its product is annotated as cadherin-86C-like. Gene Ontology annotation, biological process: homophilic cell-cell adhesion. Gene Ontology annotation, cellular component: catenin complex; plasma membrane. The coding region runs from base 929 to 5980 and encodes 1683 amino acids. The record is from RefSeq and is a predicted model, not a curated record. The transcript is spliced from 20 exons. NCBI's taxonomy places the organism in Eukaryota, Metazoa, Arthropoda, Malacostraca, Decapoda, Varunidae. Gene Ontology annotation, molecular function: calcium ion binding; cadherin binding.